CAAGUCAAAGUCCAUUUCGUUUUUUUACGCUGUUCGAAACAGUUUAGUUUUUAAGUAAAUUUUCAAAUGGUGUUUAAUAUUUCAUCAAUUAACUAACUUUAAAUAACACAGAUGACUACCCCGGGACCAUCCCAGCCUGUUGACUGCACCCUGGGAAAGCUGCGCUCCUUCGUGGAGCGCAGCAGCCUGGCGGUUCAUCUGAGACACUUCAGCGAAACUAGCAGUGUGACUGAUCAGGUCGAACGCCAUUUUCGGGUCUUGAUGAGGGGCAUCAAAUUUUGGGAACUGGACCGGAUGCAACCGCUAUUCACUGGGCUUUGCAUGCUCAUCCUGAUCAAGGAGUGCAAUGCGGACAAUCAAUCCUACAAACGCAACGGUCUGAUGGCUCGCUUCAUAGAGUUUGUGGACUGCGUGCCACCCAUGAUUGGGCACCAGCUAAUCGAGAAGCUGCUGGAGGACCUGGCGGAGCAUCAAGUCGACAGCGAGGCCAACCUACUCAAACUGGCCGUCAAGCUGGGCGACAUGGGUUUUCGCGGCCGUGUCUUGGCCGUCUGUCUGCUCUGGUGGGUACUGGGUCGCCGUCUGCCCGCCCUGGAGAUAACCAUGCAUCGCUUCCGUGAGCCAGGGGAACUGGCCGAGGCCAUACGCAAGCAGCCGCCAAUAUCGCCCAGUGUCUGGCUAGCGCCAGAAAGUGAAGCGCCCAGCGAGACCGCAAAGGCACAUUCAGAGUCGCUGCGCGUGAUGCUGGAGGCAAUGGAGCGGCUCCUGGAUCUGCUGUUCUGCUGCGAUAACGCUGAUCUGCUCCAAGCUGGCUAUCCAGAUCAUUUCUUUACACUCGAGGACAGUGACAGCGCUUUCCUCUCCGACUGGUGCAUCGAUUUGUCCAAAGAGCUGCCCGCCAGCAUGUGCGGACCCCGUGGAAAGUUUGGCGCAUCCCUGCACUCUAUUAUCGGCAUGCUUAUGCAGGUCAGGCAGGCAAAGGUCCAGGAAGUGGAUCCAUCUAUGAUGGUGGAGGCCACCUUGAACGUGAGCAGCGAUUAGACCAGCGAUUUGCCAUACAUAUGUAUUUUUUUUUGUUUCUUUUUAAAUUCCUGUUGAAUUUGUUUAUUUUUCUUUAACGAUUAACGGUUUCAAGUUGAGAUUUAAUUCAAAAUACUGAAGUAGAAUCCCGAAUUUACAUUUAUAUAUUCUUAACUUCUCGAACCAAUCGAGGAGCAGCCUUUGGAAGACAUUGCAAGGCUUCAUUUCUUCUGAAAGCAUAUGGGAAUAUGCCAAGGACACUACUACUACGAAUUAAGCAUUAGAAUAGAUCUAUCAUCAGAUCUUUCCGAGAGACAAAACAAUCAAGGACACUAACAAGGAUAACAAACAAAUUAAAGCAGAAACCAAAUACAGAUUCAAUCAAGGGUGGCUGCUGAUAAUGAAUUAUCAGAAAACUGACUAACAUAUUUCUAUGCUACUAAGUGUAUCAAUCUCAGAAGAAAAAAAAACAAGUGCAGAACGAAGGAACAAUACUUUAUGGGUAAGCUGGAAGAACGAAGGAACAAUACUUUAUGGAUAAGCUGGAAAAAUACGAAGCGGUUAACGAUAUUCGACGAUGACCUGUCUGUAUUCAAAAUAUCAGAUAUAUGCAACAAACACUCAGAAAAUCCGUCGUGCCAGGACGGAUUUUCUUUGCUCAAGAAGGCAACUACAAAACAAGCAAGAAAAAUAAAUUGCUCACCUGAUGUUGACUGAACGAAAUACACUUGACACGACUCGGGACAAAGAUACAUUACUACGAAUUAAGAAUAAGAAUAGAUAUAUCAUAAGAUCUUCCCAAGUGACUCGCCGGACUUACAACGAUAACAAACAAAUGAAAUCAGGAAAGGAGAAACAAAAUACUUUAACUUAGUCAAGGGUAGCUGCUCGUGGCUGCUAAAAAAACGCCUCGUCUAUGCUACUAAGUAUAUUAAUAGGGAAAAUCUGAAGGAAUUUAUGAAUCUAGAACAUAACGAUAUCAACACUAUCUAGUUUUAAAAAAUAUCCUUCGUGCCUGGAUGGAUUUCCUUAGCUAAUCAAAUCAACUAGAAAAAGGGGUUAUAAAAUACAUAAUUUGCUAAGCGGAUGCAAACUGAACGAUAACCGAAACAUGGAAUAUAUUGAUGGGGGACAUGAGACUACUCUCCGAUAAAUGGAACAUUAUAAUAUCGGAGAACCAGUUAUUGGUACAUAUAGAACCGAAACUGAUUGGAUGCUCAACACUAAGAUUAAGAGAUUUCGAUUGAUAAGAAACUAUCUUGUCUAAGAUUCCCAAACAUACAUUUAAAACAAUACUCCAUUCUUGCAUCUUAAUCAGGAUUCGAAAACUGACUGAUCUACAAUGCGAAUACACAAAUUACAUCUAAAAAACAGGAAUUUACAUGAAAAAAAAAAACACAUUUUCUGUCUUUUAGAAAAUAUAUGUUAACAAGGAAAUAUACAAACUCGCAACAUCUUAUACAUCGUUAUGACAUCUUUUGCUUGGAAAUUUGUUGUAACUUUUGUAUUUUGUAAUGAAUAAACGGCAUUGUAAUACAAAA
Molecule: messenger RNA, 2561 nt
Organism: Drosophila kikkawai
Lineage: Eukaryota; Metazoa; Arthropoda; Insecta; Diptera; Drosophilidae
Source: RefSeq, a predicted model, not a curated record